This is a messenger RNA of Triticum turgidum subsp. durum (durum wheat), 1728 nucleotides long. Lineage: Eukaryota; Viridiplantae; Streptophyta; Magnoliopsida; Poales; Poaceae. The record is from the annotation of a GenBank genome assembly.
AUGCAGGCUCUUGUUGAGUUCUGUAAAUAUGGGUUCUAUAUACUCACGAUGGGUAUGCUAGUAACCCCAAGUGCAACUCUAACUCAAAGCUUCGUAGAGUCGGGUAGCAGUGCAAGUUCCAAUUGUGUCAGCUAUCUUUCUGUGGCCGUUUUACUUGCAUCAUUUUUCGAAUCCAUAGGGUUAACAAUUUUGGGAUACUUGAAGAUCCAACGUCACAUAAUAGGUGCAGAGAGGAUGGAGGAACAGGCAAAUGAUCAUCAGUGUGAUUCUAACCCUGAAAGCAUGAAGGGCUAUAAGCACGUAGUCUUGCAGCGCCCCAUUUGUAUCAUUGACCAUUUGGUGAGGAAGCAGGGUCGAUCCAUUACCAUUGAACAGAUAUGGGAUUGUUGUGGCAACUCAGCUGACAGCAAAGCACUGAAAGACUUAUGUCUGUCCUUUGUCUUGUAUCAGCAGCUCUUGGAAUGGCGCUACUUCGGGCAAGUCUGUCCCGAAGCCAGCCUUCUGAAAGCCAAUGAUCUUGUCUUCAAAAAAUUGUUGCUAUCUGAAGGGGAUUUCAAAAGAGCAUUCAGUAUUAUUGAGGCAGAGUUGGGUUUUUGCUACGAUUUCUUCUUCACAAAGUAUCAGUAUACCUUUCUAUCGAUGGAAUCACUGGUACCACUCAUUCCAUUUUUGGUUUUGCUCAAGAUAAUUCUCAUUUUAACAGUUGGAGUGUUUGCCUUCGGAAAAUCACUGGUUCUUGAGACACCACGUCCUAUCAUAGAGGUGCGCGGUACAGAAACUGAUUACAUCAUUACUCUACUAGUUCUUGGUAUAGUUCUCGUAAUGGAACUGGCGCAAGCAGCAUUUUAUCUGGCUUCAGAUUGGGUCCAGGUAUCACUAGCCUGCAGGCAUGUCAAGAAAAAUUGCAAUGCAGCCAAUGCAUUUAUUGGAAGAGUUAUUGGUUUUCUUAGAAGGAUUAUUAUUUCUGGGGCGUUGAGAGACAAGAUUGGCCAGUACUCAGUUAUUCGGAUGGAACGCAUAGGCCCAGCAGAGGUUUCUGAUGCAGUGAAAGGAGCUAUUGCUAGGUCGCUCAUAAGAUCUAAUGGCAACCUAACCAAUGGCGAAACAUUAAUAAGGAAUAAUCAAAGGUUUGAGAAGUGUUAUUGGGCAUUCAAGAAUCACUCUCAGCUGGAAGUCAUGUUCAUUUGGCAUAUUGCAACUGAAUACUGUGAUAUUUCUGAUGAUCAGACAAAUGGGAUCACUCCAGAUAAUGACCGUGGUGUUGCAGUUUGUUUGUCUAAAUACUGUGCAUACUUGAUUGGGUCUGUCCCAGAACUGCUUCCGUACCACGAGGUGGAUAUAAGGGAGUUGACAACAAAGGUGGCAAAAGAACGUAAGCAGCUUUUUGGAUCCUACAAAGAUUCUGAGGUUUAUGAUAAAAUGAAGAAAUUAGAUGGGACAGAAGAGGGAGAUGACCCUGCGACGGUCUUCAAGAAAGGCGUGAAGCUCGGCAAGCAGCUCGCGAGCAUGACGGAUGUGCUUGAGCGCUGGAAGAUGAUGGAAGAUUUCUGGGCCCAGACAAUCCUCUAUGUCGCGCCCGCGCACUCCACCGCCAAGCAACACAUGCAACAUCUUGAGAAUGGCGGGGAGUUCCUCACCCACAUCUGGGCUCUGCUUUCUCAUGCUGGCAUCCUGAAUCUUAACAGUGACAAGGAUCAGGGGGCACAGGCAGAGCCUGCAUCUGUAUGA